GAACCCAAUCUCGCUCGUUCGCUCGCUCUCUUUCGGUUUAACGUGUGUGUGUGCGUGUGUGUGUGAGCGCGCGCGUUUAAGAUGCGCGAUUUGUUAUACAAAAUUGACAACGAUUAAUAUAUACAUAUAUGUAGAUAUAUAUAUACAUACGAACUGGUCAGCACAGCUGGUAACCCUAACUCGCUUGCAUUUGCAUUGCAAUUAGGAAAUCAAUAUUGCAUCUCUCUCGCACUCUCUCGAAUAUUUGCGAUCAAUCGCCAACGACCAUCGGCACGUCCAUUCAACUGCACUCAACCCACACACAUAGAAAAAGAUGAAAAAAUAAAAUAAAAUUAGAAAAAAAUUAGAAAAAAAAAACAAACGACUUUGUGCGCAGUGCAAAAAGCAAAAUCGUGAUAAAUUUUCGCUGAAAUUGUGCAAACGAUUUUUUGGUAAAGAAAAAAAAAACAAACAUUUAACAACGACUGCAUGUGUAUGAGUGUGUGUGUGUGUGUCUGUAUGUGCAGGUGUCUCUCAUCUGUGUGUGUGUGACUAAUUAAGAAUUUGAUGUGCAUUUGCAAAGCGAUUUCAAAAGAAGAUCGAACUACACUCGCCUCAACAAGUGUAACAAUUUGUUUAUUCAUCAUCAGCAACAACAAACAACAGCAACUCAAAUAACAACAACCAACGACAAUAACAACAACAGCAACAACAACUAGUGUAAUUAGAACUGCGCAAAACGCUUUUAGCCGCAAUUUGAUGAGUCAAGAUUUUAAAGAAGGUUUCCAAAUCGAAACUCAUACAGAAAAAAAAUAAAAUGCCUGGAACGCCAGCUUAAAACUUUUCUCCCAGCCAAGUGAAAAAUUGAAAGCGAAUAAAAAGCGACAACAAAAAUAUAAAUCAAACUGAUACAAGAAAGUACUUGCAAUAGGAGUCAAAAUGCCGCCUCAACCUCAGCAUCAACAAGGACCAACAACAACAACAGCAACAGCAAAUGGUGGACCACGUGUCAGCUUCAAUCGGGAUGUUCAUGUGAAGCGCAUAGCCAAGCGUCCCAACGAACCGUCAGAGUACGACUACGAGACAACAGAUCUAGCGCCGAUUGGCUUGCAGGGCUACCAUCAGCUGCCGCCGGACAUCGAUCCGGAGGACAUACGCAAGGAGGCGGCUCUAGUCAUCGCCCAGGCCGGUCAGCAUCAGAGCAAGGCGGCCAACGGGGAUAAUAUACCCACGUUUCGUGUGAAGCAGAAGCCGCGCCCGAGCUCCAGCAGCGACGCGCAGCGCUUCCAUUCGCUGCCCACGCGUCGCAAAAAGGGCAAGCCUGUGGCACGCAGCGUGAGCGACGCCUCAGCGGCCAAGAAGCCAGCGAAACGUCCCUCGAUCUUUGGCCUGUUCAGUCGCAAGAGCGACACGAAUGUCAGCCAGUUGGAGCGAGAUCCACGCUUCGAGGACGGACCGCCAGGACGUCGUUUAGUGCGCAGCAAAAGUGAUGUGGGCAGCACUCCAAAGGAAUCCCGCAACAGCAAAGUGAACAACAACAACAACGGCAAGAAGAACGAGCCAGCGAGUGCAGCAGCCAAGCAGCAGCUGAGUCCGAUCAUCGAGCAGACGCAGCGGGAGGAUUUCUUUGAGCAGGACUAUUUCCGGGAACGUGAGCGACGCAAAUCGGACGCUGUUACUGUGCGCGAGAAGCAUGAGAGCGGCCAGGGCCUGAGUGAGCUGCUCUCGCGCAGUCGUUCCAAAGCGGAGGUGGACGGAUCUCUGUUGAAAAGGCAAUCGAUAAGCGGUGCAUCGGCCACAGCAACAGGAGCAUCGAUAUCCGCGGGCAUUCGGGAUCGCAUCGAGACCCUAAAGGCCAAGUCUAGCGAAAAUAUGCACAGCUCACAGCAGCCGGCGGAGCGAUUGCCCCUGACCAGGGGCCGCACCGUCAAUGGCCUGGUGAAGCGACUGUCUAUGGAGCGUUUCUCACCACAGCCGGUCAUUAGUCAGCCGGCCUUCUCCUACAUACGGCCCAACGAGGGCAUCACCUACGCCCAGCUUGAUCUGAGCGAUGAGCCACAGCAGCAGCAACCACAGCGUGUUUCUGGCCGAGAUUCGCGUACACCUCAGCGCGAAUUCCCACCGCCAAGGCCACCCAGAGCUAAUGAGAGACCAUUGCGAAGCUACUCGCCCAUACAGAAUGGAGGCGUGGGAGCAGGAGGAGCAGGAGGAGCAGGAACUCCUUCCAGAUUGACCAGCUCCCACUCGCCCUCGCCCUGGCAACAGCUCAGUCCACGCAAUCUCAGUGAUGAGGACGAAGGCCUUGGCUUUGAGACACGCAAAUUGUAUUACGAGGAAGAUUUACCCAAGCAGGAGCGCAGAGCGGAGCCACCCAUUGUGCCCGUGAUUAGGAGCGUCAGUCCGGCGCCCUAUCUGGAUGAGUUGGGCUAUCGGCGAGCGCAGCUGGAGAAUCGCAUAUUGACGCGUCGCUUCGGUGAGGGGGCUACGCUGGAACGGCAGCACAACUACAAGCAGGAGCGCGAAAGAUUCCUCGACUAUCCCAGUCCAGAGAGGGAGCGGGAAAGGGAGAGGGAAAGGGAACGGGAAAGGGAGAGGGAAAGGGAAAGAGAAAUGGAACGAGAACUGGCUGUCGAUGAGCGUUAUCAUCGACCGGUUCAGCUGGAGUUGGAAAAUAGCACCACACUGCCGAAGGUGGAGAAGACCUCGCGCUAUCGCCACACCAAAUACUAUGACGAUGGCAACGGUGGCAUCAAGGAGACCUACGUGCGGGAGACCCAAAGGGAUGGGCAGGUACGUGAGUCGCGGCACAGGGAGAGACUCGGCUCGUCGCCGCGCGAGCUCGAGGAGCAGGAGCCGAAGAGCCUAGACUCGCAGCUGACGGUGGGCACGGAUCAAUACAGAUCCUCGCCAGAGCUGCGUAACACCGAGCGCGGACGGCUGCAGGACUAUUGGCAGAGCAGCCUCAAGCGGGACAAGCUGCAGCAGCGCAGCUUCGACAAGGGCGAUUCGGGCAUUGAGAACGAUUUUCGCAAGGAAUCCUUCAAUGGUGAUUUGACCACAAGAUGGCGCAAGCGCACGGCCCUUGAUGAUAUGAGGGCUUGCGAGUCCUUUUUGCGCAAGGAGCGUCGGGAGAGCGCUCAGCAGCUGCAGGAGCUGCAGCGACUGCGACGCGAGCACAGCUAUGUCUACAGGGAGCGCUCCAUAGACGAUGGCUCCCACUUUGAUCCGCAUCUGGACAAGUAUACCGUAUCCACGAGCACCUUGCGCCGCCGAGAGCAGCAGCAAACGCAGCAGCAGAAGCAGCGCGAGGACUCCAGCACGCUCAAGCGCAACAAGAAGCUGGGCGGCUUUGAGAAGGUGAAGCAGCUAUUCAUUGGCAGCGGCAGCGGCGGCCGCGGCGGCAGCAACGGUGGCAGCGGUCGCAGUAGCGGCAGCAAUGUCUCCAGCGGCAAGAAAGACACACAGUCACGUCUGACCAAUGGCAGCAGCAGCACGCUGAGCCGCCGUGACAAAGAUAAGGAGCGGUCCAGGCUAGAGCGGGAGCGGGAGAAGGAGCGCUAUAUGGUACGGGAAGAGGAGAUGCGUUCGCGCUAUCGCGAGCAUCAUCAUCAGACAUCAACCGAGGAGACCUCACGCGAACCAAAGACUAUGGACAUCUCUAUGCGCCGUCGCCUCUCCACACCGAAAGCUAGUCCACUGCUGCUGAAGAAGCCGCCCAAGCAGAAGCCCACGCUGACCAGCUCCACAUCGACGCCCGUCAAGACGGAGAAGACCAGCUGGUUCAAGUCGCUGGAUCGUCGUGCCAAAAGCAAUCCCAAGGAGCAGCUCAAUGUUUCAGUGAAUGGACACAGCGAGGUCAGCUCCAGCAGUUUGAAGCGCAGCAAGCGAAAUGCCAACGCCGCCCCAGCGCCAGCCAAGAAUUUGCGUUUCUUUGGCGACACCGACCUGGACUCGAAUCCGCCAACCAUCUCCAAGGCCAGCGGCAUGCCAAGACGACGGCCACAGCUGUCGAAGCACUCGCAGAGCGCUUACCACUUGGAUCGCAGUCCGCCGCCGCCGUCGCGCGACUACCGCCAGAGUCUGUCGACGACGGCAGCGACGACGUCGCUGACCCCGGGCGGAGCACGGCAGCGCGCCAGCUCGAUGCAGCACUUGGAGCAUGGCAGCGAUGAGGUGGACUUCCGCAAGCGACGUCACUAUUCGCGCUCCCGCGAACUGCACGACAUCUCCGAGAGCGGCUCCGAGCCGGAGCCAGUGGAGCGACACAAGCGCGGCGCCGCACAGCGCGCCAUGUCGCUGGAGCGAUCGACGGAGCUGCCGAAGCGCUACGAGGACAGGCCGCUGCUCGGACCGCCGAAGCCGGCGCGCAGUGCCGAGCGGCGCGGGCUGACGCCGAGUGCAGUCGAUGGCGGCUAUGGGAAGGAACGCUAUCCGGCGGAGAGUUCCGGCACCGAGGGCGAGUCGAGCCUGCACAGCCAGCGCAGCGUGGUCUAUUUGCAUGCCACCACAGUGGGCGACAUACCACAGCCAUAUAAUCUGCGCCGUCGCUCGAUGUCGCGCGACGAUCUGCGCAAAGGAGGCGGCGCGGGAGGAGCUGGCGGCAAGCCGCCGCUGCAGCCCAUGACGCGCACUGUGUCGCGCUCCGUCUCCAUGCUGGCGCCCUGGAAGCCCAAGCACAUCAGCGAGGGCUACGAGAUCAACUAUUCGCAGGAGCAGAACAAGCGCAUCUCCACGCUGCCACGGAAGCCGCCGCCCCACAAUGGAGCCACCAGCGCUAGCACGCUGAGCCGGCUGGGCCGCAAGCAGGAGUCUUCGGCGUCGGCCUCGUCGUCGUCUGCCCAUCGACGCCUCAAUGGCUACUCCGUGGACGAGCGUCCGGCGCCCACGCGUUCGCUGCUGUCGGCAUCGAAUUUGCGCACCGCCAAGACAAAGUGAGGGGCGUGCUGGCAUAGUAAUAGUAGUAAUAGUAACCAGACCAGGCCAGGUGCUGUAGCCGCCUCCGCUGCUGUUAAUAUUUAACUACACCUAGUUUGCUAAUCGUAAUCCGAAUCGAAACAUAUUUCUAAUCAAACGCAAAGCCCGUUAAGGCUGCAGAGCAACGGAAACGGAAGCUCAGGCCGAGCGGCAUUUAGUUCACUAAGGACUCUUAACCCUUGUUGCAAUUCUCGUCAUAUUGUAAAUGUGAWGUGUACGUAUAUACAUACUUAUAUAAUAUAUA
Molecule: messenger RNA, 5197 nt
Organism: Drosophila arizonae
Lineage: Eukaryota; Metazoa; Arthropoda; Insecta; Diptera; Drosophilidae
Gene: blo
Product: bloated
Source: RefSeq, a predicted model, not a curated record